Drosophila serrata is the source of this 2672-nucleotide messenger RNA. It is a transcript of the gene Vha100-4, whose product is annotated as Vacuolar H[+] ATPase 100kD subunit 4. Lineage: Eukaryota; Metazoa; Arthropoda; Insecta; Diptera; Drosophilidae. Gene Ontology annotation, molecular function: ATPase binding; proton-transporting ATPase activity, rotational mechanism. Gene Ontology annotation, cellular component: plasma membrane; vacuolar proton-transporting V-type ATPase, V0 domain; vacuolar proton-transporting V-type ATPase complex. Gene Ontology annotation, biological process: proton transmembrane transport; vacuolar acidification. The record is from RefSeq and is a predicted model, not a curated record.
CCAGACCGAUCAGUCGUCCGUCAGCAGCGCUCCGAAUGUGUGGAGCCCAACUCCGGAAUAUUAUUUACUCGUCGAAGGAGCAACAGGAUCUGUGAACAUGUCCAAGUGGUGGAGCUGGGGCUCCAAACAGGAGAGCAACAGCAUCUUCCGCAGCGAGGUGAUGUCCUUGGUGCAGAUGUAUCUGCAGCCAGAGGCAGCCUACGAUACGAUUGCCGCAUUGGGUGAAGUGGGAUGUGUCCAGUUCCGUGACAUGAACGAGAAGGUCAAUGCCCAGCAGCGCAAGUUCGUCGGAGAGGUGAGGCGCUGCGAUGAGCUCGAGCGUCGUAUCCUAAUAACCUCCGAGCUGGCCAAGGAGGGUCACAAGGCGCUCGACCUCAUCGACGACUUCCCGCCGGCGCCACAGCCACGAGAGAUUAUCGAUCUGGAGACCCAUCUGGAGAAGACAGAGACGGAGAUCAUGGAGCUGGCUGCCAACAAUGUGAAUCUGCAGACGAGCUUCCUUGAGUUAACCGAGAUGAUCCAAGUGCUGGAGCGCACCGAUCAGUUCUUCUCGGACCAGGAGUCCCACAACUUUGACUUGAACAAGAAGGGAACGCACCAGGAUCCGGAGCAGUCCAACGGCCGCCUGGGCUUCGUGGCCGGAGUGAUCAACAGGGAGAGGGAGUACGCAUUCGAGCGGAUGCUGUGGCGCAUCUCGCGCGGCAAUGUCUUUGUUCGCCGCUGCGAGGUGGACGUUCCCCUGACGGACCCCAAGACCGGCAGUGUGCUCCACAAGAGUGUCUUUGUGGUCUUCUUCCAGGGCGAUCAGCUGCAGGGCAGGAUCCGCAAGGUGUGCACCGGUUUCCACGCCCACAUGUACCCCUGUCCCAGCUCGCAUGCCGAGCGUCAGGAGAUGGUGAAGAAUGUGAAGAUUCGCCUGGAGGACCUCCAGGCAAUCAUCAACCAAACGAGCGACCACAGGACCUGUGUGCUCCAGGCGGCCCUCAAGCAGCUGCCCAAAUGGUCAGCCAUGAUCAAGAAGAUGAAGGCCAUAUACCACACGCUCAAUCUGUUCAACGUCGAUCUUGGCAGCAAGUGUCUCAUUGGCGAGGGCUGGGUGCCCAAGCGAGAGCUGGAGCAGGUGGAAAUGGCCCUGGCCGCAGGAUCAGCCAGUGUGGGCAGCACGGUGCCCUCGUUCAUCAAUAUACUGGACACCAAGAAGGAGCCGCCGACCUACUUCCGGACGAACAAGUUCACUCGCGGAUUCCAGAACCUAAUCGAUGCCUACGGAAUAGCCGGUUACCGAGAGGUCAAUCCGGGCCUGUACACCUGCAUCACCUUCCCCUUUCUGUUUGCCGUGAUGUUCGGCGACAUGGGACACGGCACAAUCCUCUUCCUGUUGGGCCUCUGGAUGGUUGUAGACGAGAAGCGGCUGAGCAAGAAGCGGGGCGGCGAGAUCUGGAACAUCUUCUUCGCCGGUCGCUACAUCAUCAUGCUGAUGGGUCUGUUUGCCAUGUACACAGGCUUCCACUACAACGACAUCUUCUCCAAGUCCUUCAACGUGUUCGGCAGUCGCUGGGUUAAUGUCUACAAUCGAACCACUGUCCUGACCAAUCCCACCCUGACACUCAAUCCCACGGUGGCCGCGCGCGGUGUCUAUCCAAUGGGCAUCGAUCCGGUCUGGCAGUCGGCCUCCAACAAGAUCAUCUUCCUGAACACCUACAAAAUGAAGCUAUCGAUCAUCUUCGGGGUGCUGCACAUGACCUUUGGCGUCUGUCUGUCGGUGGAGAACUUUGUGUUCUUCAAGAAGUACGCCUACAUCAUCCUGCAGUUCGUGCCUCAGGUCCUGUUCCUGCUGCUCAUGUUCGGCUACAUGUGCUUCAUGAUGUUCUACAAGUGGGUCAAGUACAGUCCCACCACAGAUGUGGUGGCCGAUUCCCCUGGAUGUGCUCCCUCUGUCCUGAUCAUGUUCAUUGACAUGGUGCUCUUCAAGACGGAGAGCCUCCCGGGCUGCGAUGCCAGCAUGUUCCCCAUCCAGCGACAGUUGGAGACGAUAUUCCUCGUGAUUGCCCUUAUCUGCAUCCCCUGGAUCCUGCUCGGCAAGCCUCUGUAUAUUAAGUUCCAGCGCCGCAACAGGCCCGUUGGACCCGUGGAGGAUGAGAUCGUGGAGAAAAUUGAGAUCACCACGGGCAAGGAGAUCAUCAUUACGGAAGUGGCCGAGGCACACGAGUCGGGCGGACACAGCGAAGACGACGAGCCCAUGAGCGAGAUCUGGAUCCACCAGGCCAUCCACACCAUCGAGUACAUCCUGAGUACCAUCUCGCACACGGCCUCCUAUCUGCGUCUCUGGGCUCUGUCCCUGGCCCAUGCCCAGCUCUCCGAGGUGCUGUGGACCAUGGUGCUGGCAAUGGGUCUGCAGACCACCGGCUAUGUGGGCUCCAUCUGGAUUUUCCUUAUCUUCGCCGUCUGGGAGUUCUUCACCAUCGCUAUCAUGGUGAUGAUGGAGGGUCUGUCCGCCUUCCUGCACACCCUGCGUCUGCACUGGGUGGAGUUCAUGAGUAAGUUUUACGAGGGAGCCGACCCCUUCACGCCCUUCUGUUUCCGGGACAUCUUGGUCGUCAUCGAAGAUGAUUAGAAGGGUUUUUCCGGCGGACAUUUUAAAUGUGUCGCCUGUUUUUAGAAUAUUUAAUAAA